AAUUUGCCAAAACAGGAAACAGGUGUAAUAUAUAUAUACAGUUCAAACCUUUUCUUUCUUCACCUUCCUUCCUUCUUCCAACAGGUAAAACAAAUACUUCACUGUUCUGAGAACCAACGAAAUGGCAUUACUCCUGGGAUUGCUGUUCGUGGCUGCUGUGCUGCAUCCAUCCUUCCCUGCAGAUGGGAAUCAGAAUCAAGCUUCUGCUGCUUUGUCAACCAGCCUAAUAGAAGUCCAACAGGAGAUUGUAAAUAAACACAAUGAUCUAAGGAAGUCAGUCAAUCCACCAGCCAGCAACAUGCUAAAGAUGAGAUGGAACAGUGGAGCAGCAGCUAAUGCCCAAAAGUGGGCAAACCAGUGCAAAUAUGAACACAGUGACAGAGAGGAUCGAAAAAUCAAUAUAAGCUGUGGUGAGAACCUUUUUAUGUCAAGUGGCCCCACAAGUUGGUCACAAGCAGUCCAAACCUGGUAUGAUGAGCAACUUAAUUUUGUCUAUGGAGUAGGGCCAAAGACAUCCAAUGCAGUAGUUGGACAUUAUACUCAGGUUGUUUGGUACUCAUCUUACAAUGUUGGGUGUGGAUAUGCCUACUGUCCUAAUGAAUAUUUAAAACACUUCAUGGUCUGCCAGUAUUGUCCUCCUGGGAAUGAUGUUAGCAGACAAUAUAUACCUUAUACAAAAGGAGAACCUUGUGGCAGUUGCCCUGAUCACUGUGACAAUGGACUAUGCACCAAUGGUUGUGAAUAUGAAAAUAUCUAUAGUAACUGUGAUGACCUGGAAAGAAUGCUAAGUUGUGAACAUCAAUUGGUUAAGAACAACUGCAAGGCCAGCUGCUACUGUAAGGAUAAAAUUUAUGGAAAGCCCCUCACAAACUAAAAGGAAUAUGGAGAGAAGCUACAUCAUCCACUUAGAUUUGAUGUAUACUAGCAGGGAAGUUAUAGGUGCAUUAGCUCCAAAUUUGAUUCCAAAAUGUAAUAAAUAUUUUUCUUUUGAAUAUACUUCUUAUUUUACAGAAAUGGCUUUUAGAGAAAGGAUUCAAAGUAAUAAAAUCUAUGGUAACAACUUGAAAUUUCUGUAUAUAAAUUUGUGGUGUAAAUUAAAUUAAAUCAAGUAGAAGCUUC
Messenger RNA from Oryctolagus cuniculus (rabbit), 1119 nucleotides. Its product is annotated as cysteine-rich secretory protein 3. The record is from RefSeq and is a predicted model, not a curated record. Gene Ontology annotation, cellular component: extracellular region. NCBI's taxonomy places the organism in Eukaryota, Metazoa, Chordata, Mammalia, Lagomorpha, Leporidae.